Daktulosphaira vitifoliae (grape phylloxera) is the source of this 953-nucleotide messenger RNA. It is a transcript of the gene RpL7, whose product is annotated as 60S ribosomal protein L7. The coding region runs from base 144 to 887 and encodes 247 amino acids. The transcript is spliced from 6 exons. Gene Ontology annotation, biological process: maturation of LSU-rRNA from tricistronic rRNA transcript (SSU-rRNA, 5.8S rRNA, LSU-rRNA). Gene Ontology annotation, molecular function: RNA binding; structural constituent of ribosome. Gene Ontology annotation, cellular component: cytosolic large ribosomal subunit. Lineage: Eukaryota; Metazoa; Arthropoda; Insecta; Hemiptera; Phylloxeridae. The record is from RefSeq and is a predicted model, not a curated record.
ACUAACCUAAAAUAAUAAUUUUGUUAGAAUUAAUAUGAAAUGCAGUACUAUGUUAUACUUACUAUACCAAUUGAUCUUAUUUAUAAUUGUGUGAAGUGUUUACAGUUGUAUAUCUGUUUGUUUCACUGAAAUCACGAUAUAAUAUGGCAGUUGAAAACACACCUAAAAGACUACCGGCAGUGCCGGAGUCCGUUCUCAAGAGAAGAAAGGCGCGUACAGCUUUUAAACUCAAGCAGUUAAAAAAAGCAAUUGAAGAACGUAAAGAACGUGUAAAGAAAACUAAGAAGUAUUUUAAACGAGCUGAGGCUUAUGUUAAAGAAUUUCGAAUGAAGGAAAGAGAUGAAAUACGUUUGGCAAGAAAUGCUAAAAAGGCAGGUGAUUAUUACAUUCCACCUGAACCUAAAUUAGCAUUCAUAAUUCGUAUUCGAGGUGUUAAUCAAGUAGCUCCAAAAGUCAAAAAGGUAUUACAGUUAUUCAGAUUGCGUCAAAUUAAUAAUGGGAUUUUUAUCAAGUUGAAUAAAGCUACAUUAAAUAUGUUGAGAAUUUGUGAACCGUAUGUUACAUGGGGGUACCCCAAUUUGAAGAGUGUUCGAGAAUUGAUUUACAAACGAGGAUUUGCUAAGUUAAAUGGACAACGUAUUCCAAUAACAAAUAAUGAAAUGAUUGAAAAGAAAUUGGGCAAAUAUGGUAUUAUCUGUACUGAAGAUUUAGUUCAUUGUAUCUACAGGGCAGACCGUCGUUUCAAAUAUGCAAUGAAUUAUCUUUGGCCAUUCAAAUUAAACACUCCUACUGGUGGAUGGCGUAAGAAAACUAACCAUUAUGUUGAAGGUGGUGACUUUGGAAAUCGUGAAGAUACCAUUAACAAAUUGUUAAGGAAAAUGGUUUAAUUAAAAACAUGUUACAUACUAAAACAUUUGACUUUAUUUUAUUUUUAUAAAAUUGUUUUGCUACAA